AUGAUUGAUUCAUUGGAAGAUGGACCCUUUGAAGUUCGUAAACCAGCUACCUAUGGUUUUGGUGUAAUGGCUUUAAAUGGUGGGCAAGUUUAUGCUAAAGCAUGUGCUGAUUGUGACGAUUCUUUGUCACAAUCUCUCCCUUCUAGACUUAUAAUUGGAGGAAAUAUAAGUCGUCACACUGAUGUAUUACCAUAUUUAUUUAAAAUGAUUAGUGUAAGUGAUAGUGGUAUAACCGAAUAUAAUACGGCAACAGAAAAUGCAAUAUCAGCAGUAAUAAAAACACUGAAAUAG
Didymodactylos carnosus is the source of this 291-nucleotide messenger RNA. The record is from the annotation of a GenBank genome assembly. Lineage: Eukaryota; Metazoa; Rotifera; Eurotatoria; Philodinida; Philodinidae.